Pygocentrus nattereri (red-bellied piranha) is the source of this 2656-nucleotide messenger RNA. RefSeq names its product PHD finger protein 21B (gene phf21b). The coding region runs from base 414 to 2165 and encodes 583 amino acids. Lineage: Eukaryota; Metazoa; Chordata; Actinopteri; Characiformes; Serrasalmidae. The record is from RefSeq and is a predicted model, not a curated record. The transcript is spliced from 14 exons.
ACUUUUUCCCCAGGCAAAGUGAAAUCAAGCCGCGGACUCGGACAAAAAAUAUAGUUCCUCCCCCUCUUCCACUCCUUGUCGAACUCAAAAUUAACGAAAGAAACCCCCCCCGUCGUGGCUGCAUAACGGAUACGCCUUCAGCUCGCUGUUUGGGCAGUGGACGCGAGCCCUUUUCGUCGUCUUUGAAGCACUUUUGCGGUUUUUGUGUGUGUGUGUGUGCUGCUCUGCCGUGGAAGUGAGUGAGUGAUGAGUCUCGUAGCCAGUAAAGAAGCGAGAACUUGCUCAGCAGCCUGAGUAGUUCAUUUCUUUCGAUUGUUAUUAUCGCUUUUUUUGUCCAAAAAAUCGCCUUUUUGCACGUAAACUUCACCCUGGUCGCAUCGAAAGUGGAAGAAAAGUGAUUUUGAAGUCGAAGCAUGGAACUACAAGGCCUUCAAGAGGCGUUGAAAGUAGAAAUCCAAUGUCAUCAGGAUGGAGAGCUUAAGAAACAACUGCACGAAAGGCAAAGCAGAAUAACAGCCCUAAGCGAAAAACAAAAGCUGGCGGUAAGAAGUUGUCCUGUGGGGACACCAGCCAAGCCCCUCUCCCUCAUCAAGCCGCCCAGCCAGAGCAUAGCCAUCUCUGUGGUGCCGGCCAAGGCUCCCGUUUCCAUGGUGACCGCACACAUUAACGGACAAAAGGCGGCGAGCUCUGAGGCGCUGCAGACGUCCCCCAUCAACCUCCAAACGGCUAACCGAGCGGCAGCCGCCAGCACGCAGCCCCUGAGCCGGAGAACAGGGGAGCUGUGCCACUCACAGAUGUUGGGAACCCUCACAGCAGUCCCCAUAAAGGUGCCUCAGGUCAGCUCUCUGCAUCGGCUGGCAGGGCAUUCGCCCACUGUGCUACCUCAGGUUAGGCCAAAGACUCUGAUCCCGGACAGCCUUCCCCACAGCCCGUGCCAGGAGCAGCAGUCCGGCCAGCCGCUGAGCCUGCCGCGGGGCACGGCCGUGGUCAGCCCUAAGAGCCAAGGCCCGGCUUUGCCAAUCGCCAACAGCACCUUCAGCCCAGAGAGAAUGGCCAGCGGCCAGGGAGACAGCUCUCCGGCCGGCGUCUCCACGGCCAGCCCUGGGGUCGCCUACGCCAUCAUCUCCUCCGCCUCACCUGCCGGCAAUGGAGUGGCAGCCAUGAGCGAGGCUAUGAAAGUGCAGCCACUGAUCUUCAGCCCAGACAGCAAGGUGAUAAUUAUCCAGCCGCAGAUCCCCAGCAGCUCUCAGGGUUCUUCAGGUCCACCGGCUGAGAGCCAUCCAAAGGAGACCAGCCCUCCUGCCUCCUCCCCUCACAAGACCAAGAAGAAGGAGGAAGACCCAGAGAAAAUUGCCUUCAUGGUAGCCCUCGGCCUUGUCACUACAGAACACUUGGAAGAGAUCCAGAUCAAAAGGCAGGAGAGGAAGAGAAGAAGUACAGCUAACCCCGCAUACAGCAGCCUGUUCGAGCCAGAGCGCAAAAGACUUGCAUCAAAUUACCUGAACAACCCACUGUUCCUGUCAGCAAGAGACUCUGUGGAUCUGUGCUGGAAGGACGAGCUUGACCAUGAUGACCACUGUGCAGUGUGUAAAGAGGAAGGAGACCUUCAGCAGUGCCAUACCUGCACCCGCGCCUACCACCUAGACUGCUUACAACCUCCCCUCAAAUCCCCACCUAAGGGUAUGUGGAUGUGCCCCAAGUGCCAGAAGAAGGUUCUGAAUAAAGAGAACUUGUCUUGGCCACAUAACUUUGUCCAGUCUUACGUUACACACAAAACAGUGAGAGAGGAGGAGAAGAGAAAGCUGAUAAGGAGGAACAGUGAGCUGAAGAAAGAGUGCGCCCACCUUAAAGAAGAGGACCAGCGGCUCAGCAAGUCUCUCUCGAAAUGCAUGGAUCUGAAGGGCCGCCUCCUGAGCCAGCAGAGGGAGACUCAGGCCUCGCUGGAGCGCCUCAAGACUCUGAUCCGCCUCAUCCAGCGCGACCACAUGAUCCAGGUCACCAUGACGGCCACCACCACCACAGGAGCCUCUCUGCUCUCCCUGCCCUGGAUCAAACCCACCAGCAGCAGCAGCAGCAGCAGCAGCUCCCCCAGCACCACAGCGCCCGCUGCAGGCUCUGCCGCACUACUGCAGAAGAGUGUGGCCCAGACACAGGGCAACAACUGACCCCAGAGCAGGCAAAAAAGAAAAAGGAAAACAAACAACAACAAGAAAAACAUUUACACAUGACUGAGCGAGCGGCUACAGAACAGACGUGCGUUACUUUUACCACAUACAGCUCCUCCAGGGACCUGGAGAGUGAUAUCUUAACCAUUGUGGAGUUUUUCUUUUUUCUUUUUGCAAGAGCAGUAACGUUUUCAGAAAAGAAAUCCUUUAAAAAAAUUUCAGAAAAAAAAAAAUACUACAAAAAGGAAACUAUAGUAUAUCCUUCACUCGAUUCAUGACAAGUAUUUUUUAAACCCAACACCUACAGUGCUUACGAGAUUUUUUUUAAACUUAUCGUUUUUUAAUUUAAUAAAUGUUCUUGGCCUUAACGUAUUUACGACAUUUAAAAAAUAUUUUAAAAAUCAUAAAAAAAAAACAAAAAAACAAAGCAGAUAACAGUGCCGUCAUGAAUAUGCGAAAUAAGUAUUCUUCGCGGCCACAGCCUUUUCUUU